AUGCCUCAGAGUCAAGAUGUAGAACCUGCGAAAUUUCCGACGCAACAACUGUUCGUCCUAGCAAUAUGUCGUUUCUCGGAGCCCAUCGCCUUUACGUCAAUCAUGGCCUACACCUAUGAAAUGGUGAAGGACCUCGGUAUUGACGAGGGCCAGGCCCCAUUCUACGCCGGUCUGAUCGUGUCCGCCUACGCCGUCGCCGAGACGCUGACAUCAAUGGGCUGGGGUGCGCUUUCGGAUCGCGUUGGGCGCAAGCCCAUCGUCUUGUCUGGCCUCGUCGGCGUGGGUCUCUCCAGUCUCACAUUUGGAUUGGCCACCAACUACUGGGUGGCCUUUGCCGCGCGGCUCAUCGGAGGCGCCCUCAAUGGCAAUGUUUCGGUCAUGCAGACCAUGGUGGCCGAGAUGGUCAAGAACCCGGAGCACGAGCCGAGAGCUUAUGCCGUCAACCCCUUUGUAUGGACCCUGGGCUCCAUCAUCGGGACGGCGAUGGGAGGGUUCUUGGCUAAACCCGCCCACUUCUACCCGUCCAUCUUUCCAGCAGACGGCCUGUUUGGCCGCUACCCUUAUCUACUUCCAAACCUGGUAUCAGUGGCAGUGGUGGCCAUCGCAGUCAUACAGGGCAUUUUCUUCCUCGAGGAGACGCAUCAUCCUGGAGCAUACGACAAGGUUCCUGAUUCGAACGACCAGGCCAUCGACGACGACGACGUCGACGAGAUUGUUGAUGAGAACACACCCCUGAGAGGGGCAGAGCGUACCAGGAAAACUCGCACUUCCUUCUCGGACAACCCUUACCUCGUCGAGUCCAGUCUUCCUCUGCCUGUUGAUGAGCGUAUAGUGGAUCUUCGUCGUUCUUCUUUCGGCACCGUUCACUCGAUCAGGCCGGUUGUUGCACCAACAGAGGCCACGCCUGGUCCUGCGUCCGAGUCCUCAGGACCCGAGGAGAAGGAAAAGACGUUCAAUCCAACCGUCAUCAUGUUGGUUGUUCUAGUGACGAUAUUUUCGUAUCACCAGAUGGCAGCAGGCUCGCUUUUCCCGACCUACCUCUUGGACUUGCCGAAACAGCCACGGGGAACGCUGGACCUGAUGGGUGGCCUCGGUUACGACGUCCACGACGUCGGCACCUUCCUGUCCAUCAACGGCAUCGUCGCCCUCUUCGUGCAGGCCGUCAUCUUCCCCCUCUACGUAGAAAACGCCGGCAUCUGGUUCUCGCUUGUCAGCGUGGUGCUUCUCUACCCACUCAGCUACGUCUUCAUCCCUUUUCUGUCGAUGCUCUCUACGCCGGCCGCCGACGUGGGCAUCUACGCGUCCCUGUUCCUGCAGGCCUUUUGCGGCAUCGUCAUCUUCCCCACGGCGCUCAUCCUGCUAAAGGACGCCACGCCGUCGCCUUCCGGACUCGGCAAGGUUAACGGCCUGGCAAUGUCGGGCGCCUGCCUUGCGCGGACCAUCUCGUCGCCCAUCGCCGGCAUCAUAUACUCUGCGGCCGGGUCCGGAGCUGCCUGGUUCAGCUGCGUCGCGGUCGCCGUAGUGGGCAUCAUCCAGCUUGCAUGGCUGAGGGGUGGGAAGUUCAAGGUCAACAAGGUCGUUGUGGACAAUCCGAUAUCUGGGCAUGGUGUCGAGUCUGACGAUAAUGGGAGGGCGGCGUGA
Pyricularia pennisetigena is the source of this 1641-nucleotide messenger RNA. RefSeq lists its product as uncharacterized. Gene Ontology annotation, biological process: transmembrane transport. The record is from RefSeq and is a predicted model, not a curated record. The transcript is spliced from 2 exons. Gene Ontology annotation, molecular function: transmembrane transporter activity. Bases 1 to 1641 code for a protein of 546 amino acids. Lineage: Eukaryota; Fungi; Ascomycota; Sordariomycetes; Magnaporthales; Pyriculariaceae.